AUGGAUUAUACUAAGGACAAUAUUCUAAAGCGAAAUAGUCAGGUACAAAAAGACAAAUAUGGUUGUGUGCAAGACGUCUUUGCAAUCCAGCCCAAAACAGACUUGGAAGUAACUGUAUGUGUGGUGUUUGGGCUAUUGUACGAGGCUCAGAGAACCCAAUUGGGCAAGACAGAUGUGCCCCCCGCUGCCACCGCUCAAAGUGCAAAUGAUGAGACACAGCCCUUACAUCAUCUCAUCGUCUUUGGCAUCACAUGCCCUCCUCCCACAUCGGUCGAACAUGCAGACAUCCGGGUCAAGAGUUACAACGUGAGCUCCAGGGAGCGGUACACAUGUAACUCUGGCUUCAAGCGUAAAGCCGGGACAUCCAGCCUGACCGAAUGUGUGUUCAACAAGACCAUGAACGUGGCCCAGUGGACAAUUCCCAAUCUCAAGUGCAUCAGAGACCCCUCCCUGACUCACCUAAGGCCAUCCUCCACAGAAGUGCCAGCAGGGGUGACCCCAGAGCCACAGAGCACCUCCCUUUCUGGAAAAGAACCAGCUUUCACUUCCACGUCAGACACCACAGUGGCCACAAAGCCCGAUAUUGUGCCAGGCUCCAGGCCGAUGCCAUCAAAGCCUCCUGCUACAGGAACCACAGGGCCGAUCAGUCAGGAACCCUCCCAAGCCCCACCUCAGACAACGGCAAAGGCCUUGGAACGCACUCCCUCUGCCUCACAGGAGACGCCAGGUACAUAUUCAUACAAUUCUGGAGUUGUGACUGUGGCGAUCUUCACACCUGUCGCUGUGCUCGGGGUAGUAUGUGCGGUGCUUCUUCUGGUCUGUUACCGAAAAUCCAGGCAAACUUCGCAGACACCCAGUGUUGAAAUGGAAAGCAUGGAAGAGAUGCCAAUGACUAGGGGAACCAGCAGCAGAGAGGAGGAUGCAGAAAACUACCCACACGACCUGGGACACUCAGGGGGAGACAGGGCAGCAGAGACUUGAGCAAAGGCGCCAACCCUGCCCUAG
This is a messenger RNA of Neomonachus schauinslandi (Hawaiian monk seal), 1005 nucleotides long. RefSeq names its product interleukin 15 receptor subunit alpha (gene IL15RA). The record is from RefSeq and is a predicted model, not a curated record. Lineage: Eukaryota; Metazoa; Chordata; Mammalia; Carnivora; Phocidae. Gene Ontology annotation, molecular function: interleukin-15 receptor activity. The transcript is spliced from 8 exons. Gene Ontology annotation, cellular component: plasma membrane. Gene Ontology annotation, biological process: interleukin-15-mediated signaling pathway.